Messenger RNA from Prorocentrum cordatum, 3498 nucleotides. The record is from the annotation of a GenBank genome assembly. Lineage: Eukaryota; Dinophyceae; Prorocentrales; Prorocentraceae.
AUUUGCACAGGACGGCAGACUCACUCGACAGACCAGCGUGCCAGUCUUGGCUCAAGUUGCUUGUGGCUCGUGGCACCAGGAGGCCUGUCGGGGACAACCUGGCAGGGGUAAUUAUGGCGUGCUCAGUGCUGUUCGUGAGCGUGUUCGUCCUGGGCGCCUCGGGUGCUCCCGCGCACAGCCUGCGCGGGUCGGGCCGCGAUGCGACGGGGGGGAAGUGCUGCUUCAACGGGUGCGGCGACGAGGACUCGUGCGUGACGGGCCACUGCGGCUCGCGGGAGCUGUGCCUGAAGCCUCAGCCCGAUGGCGGCUGCGACUCGUCCCCGCCUCAUGGCCACGGGGCCAAGCCCAGCUGGUGCCCGGCCGCGGCUCCGCAGCAGCUCUCGUCCACGGCCCCGGCCGCCGAGAAUGCGACGGGGGGGAAGUGCUGCUUCAACGGGUGCGGCGACGAGGACUCGUGCGUGACGGGCUACUGCGGCUCGCGGGAGCUGUGCCUGAAGGCUCAGCCCGAUGGCGGCUGCGACUCGUCCCCGCCUCAUGGCCACGGGGCCAAGCCCAGCUGGUGCCCGGCCGCGGCUCCGCAGCAAUUCUCGUCCACGGCCCCGGCCGCCGAGAAUGUGACGGGGGGGAAGUGCUGCUUCAACGGGUGCGGCGACGAGGACUCGUGCGUGACGGGCUACUGCGGCUCGCGGGAGCUGUGCCUGAAGCCUCAGCCCGAUGGCGGCUGCGACUCGUCCCCGCCUCAUGGCCACGGGGCCAAGCCCAGCUGGUGCCCGGCCGCGGACUCGUGCGUGACCCUGCGGCUCGCGGCCAAGCCCAGCUGGUGCCUGGCCGCGGCUCCGCAGCAGCUCUCGUCCACGGCCCCGGCCGCCGAGAAUGCGACGGGGGGGAAGUGCUGCUUCAACGGGUGCGGCGACGAGGACUCGUGCGUGACGGGCUACUGCGGCUCGCGGGAGCUGUGCCUGAAGGCUCAGCCCGAUGGCGGCUGCGACUCGUCCCCGCCUCAUGGCCACGGGGCCAAGCCCAGCUGCUGGUGCCCGGCCGCGGCUCCGCAGCAGCUCUCGUCAACGGCCCCGGCCGCCGAGAAUGCGACGGGGGGGAAGUGCUGCUUCAACGGGUGCGGCGACGAGGACUCGUGCGUGACGGGCUACUGCGGCUCGCGGGAGCUGUGCCUGAAGCCUCAGCCCGAUGGCGGCUGCGACUCGUCCCCGCCUCAUGGCCACGGGGCCAAGCCCAGCUGGUGCCCGGCCGCGGCUCCGCAGCAGCUCUCGUCCACGGCCCCGGCCGCCGAGAAUGCGACGGGGGGGAAGUGCUGCUUCAACGGGUGCGGCGACGAGGACUCGUGCGUGACGGGCUACUGCGGCUCGCGGGAGCUGUGCCUGAAGCCUCAGCCCGAUGGCGGCUGCGACUCGUCCCCGCCUCAUGGCCACGGGGCCAAGCCCAGCUGGUGCCCGGCCGCGGCUCCGCAGCAGCUCUCCUCCACGGCCCCGGCCGCCGAGAAUGCGACGGGGGGGAAGUGCUGCUUCAACGGGUGCGGCGACGAGGACUCGUUGCUUGACGGGCUACUGCGGGUCGCUCGGGAGCUGUGCCCUGAGCCUCACCGAUGCGGCUGCGACUCGUCACCGCCUCAUGGCCACGGGGCCAAGCCCAGCUGGUGCCCGGCCGCGGCUCCGCAGCAGCUCUCCUCCACGGCCCCGGCCGCCGAGAAUGCGACGGGGGGGAAGUGCUGCUUCAACGGGUGCGGCGACGAGGACACGUGCGUGACGGGCUACUGCGGCUCGCGGGAGCUGUGCCUGAAGCCUCAGCCCGAUGGCGGCUGCGACUCGUCCCCGCCUCAUGGCCAUGGGGCCAAGCCCAGCUGGUGCCCGGCCGCGGCUCCGCAGCAGCUCUCCUCCACGGCCCCAGCCGCCGAGAAUGCGACGGGGGGGAAGUGCUGCUUCAACGGGUGCGGCGACGAGGACUCGUGCGUGACGGGCUACUGCGGCUCGCGGGAGCUGUGCCUUAAGCCUCAGCCCGAUGGCGGCUGCGACUCGUCCCCGCCUCAUGGCCAUGGGGCCAAGCCCAGCUGGUGCCCGGCCGCGGCUCCGCAGCAGCUCUCGUCCACGGCCCCGGCCGCCGAGAAUGCGACGGGGGGGAAGUGCUGCUUCAACGGGUGUGGCGACGAGGACUCGUGCGUGACGGGCUAUUGCGGCUCGCGGGAGCUGUGCCUGAAGCCUCAGCCCGAUGGCGGCUGCGACUCGUCCCCGCCUCAUGGCCACGGGGCCAAGCCCAGCUGGUGCCCGGCCGCGGCUCCGCAGCAGCUCUCGUCCACGGCCCCGGCCGCCGAGAAUGCGACGGGGGGGAAGUGCUGCUUCAACGGGUGCGGCGACGAGGACUCGUGCGUGACGGGCUACUGCGGCUCGCGGGAGCUGUGCCUGAAGCCUCAGCCCCUGGUGCCGGCCGCGGCUCCGCAGCAGCUCUCGUCCACGGCCCCGGCCGCCGAGAAUGCGACGGGGGGGAAGUGCUGCUUCAACGGGUGCGGCGACGAGGACUCGUGCGUGACGGGCUACUGCGACUCGCGGGAGCUGUGCCUGAAGCCUCAGCCCGAUGGCGGCUGCGACUCGUCCCCGCCGCAUGGCCAUGGGGCCAAGCCCAGCUGGUGCCCGGCCGCGGCUCCGCAGCAUCUCUCGUCCACGGCCCCGGCCGCCGAGAAUGCGACGGGGGGGAAGUGCUGCUUCAACGGGUGCGGCGACGAGGACUCGUGCGUGACGGGCUACUGCGGCUCGCGGGAGCUGUGCCUGAAGCCUCAGCCGAUGGCGGCUGCGACUCGUCCCCGCCUCAUGGCCAUGGGGACUCGUGGCGUGACGGGCUACUGCGGCUCGCGGGAGCUGUGCCUGAAGCCUCAGCCCGAUGGCGGCUGCGACUCGUCCCCGCCUCAUGGCCAUGGCCAAGCCCAGCUGGUGCCCGGCCGCGGCUCCGCAGCAGCUCUCGUCCACGGCCCCGCAGCUCUCGUCCCGGCCCCGGCCGCCGAGAAUGCGACGGGGGGGAAGUGCUGCUUCAACGGGUGCGGCGACGAGGACUCGUGCGUGACGGGCUACUGCGGCUCGCGGGAGCUGUGCCUGAAGCCUCAGCCCGAUGGCGGCUGCGACUCGUCCCCUCCUCACGGCCAGGGCGCCAUGCCCAGCUGGUGCGUCUGGUGAACGUGCAUGCUGGGCGCAUGAGGCGUUUAAUUUGUUUUGUGUGCACGAUUUGAAGAUGCAGUAGCUGCUCUACGUACAGAAUUGUGUAAUACCGACGAGUGCAGUUAUUGUGAUAGCGUUUGCAAUUUUGAGUGUGAUUUUGUCAUCUAUGCGUUUCAGCCGAGUUCGAUACCUGGUCGUUGCCAUUGUUGCUCCAAGAGUGUGCAACAUUAGCAUACAGGAAGGCCGCAGGUACGUAUCGCAUUUGGGACACUUUUCGGACACAUGCGGGUGAGCGCACCUAAAAAACAAAAAGAAAGACCAGCGUGCCAGUCCAGCACGG